UCAUCGUGUUGUGUUGUGAUUCGUGGCCUCGAAAAGGAAAUAUUUUUUCCCAACUUUAAACCUUAAAAUCACUCCAACCUCCUUCCUAUAAGCUAGUUUACUUCACGUUAUUUGUAAAACAAGAUGAAUUCAUCAUCUAGUUCGGCCUAGGGAAGACUUUCUUUGUAUGUUUUUUGAGUGGUUUUGAAAUCCUGGUUCAAAGAUGCCUCGAGCAGCCAUUCAACUUGCUGUUUUGAUUCUCGCCGUUCCUCUUCAGUAUUUUAUCUGCAAAUGGACUACACCUUCUGUAGGAGAGAGAGAUAUUCUCAUGAGAAAGUUAACUCGGUCCUUAACAUUGUUCAGUGGCGGCAUUUUGAAAUGGGACAAAUGGAAAGAAUGGGUGACAGAAUUUAUUUCUCGGUUCGAUGAGAAGGGAGAAUGUCCAGCCUUGGAAGUCCUUAAGCACAGAAAUCCUGAAGGGUACUAUGGGCAAUCAACAGAACCUCGUAGUCCACGGCCCUCAAAUGUUAAGUUCAGAGUUGGUCAAGUUAUUCGACACAAGAAGUGGAAUUACAGAGGUGUUAUUAUUGGAUGGGAUGAAAAGUUAAAUGCUCCUGACUAUUGGCGGGCAUCUAACCAUCCUGCCGACAAACCACAUUGGCAGACCAUGCCCAAUUAUGCCAUACUUGUCGAUAUAAGAGAUAGGGCGGAGCCACAGGUGACAUAUAUCCCUGAGGAGAACAUUGAGAUUAUAUCCAAUACAAAGAUAAUACAUGACGAAGUUGAUGACUAUUUCUUGGAGUUUGAUGGAGCACAGUACCUGCUGAGACCCUGGCUCAGAAAAGUAUACCCCCAUGAUUAGUAUUAGAGAUAUGUGGCCUCUGGGUAAAGCUUUAGUUUAUAAAAUCUACCCAAAAUGAUAUACCCAUACCUCUGCUAUACCCCUUGGAAAAUCCAAUUUCCACUGUGGGGGAGGUAUGGAUAUUUUCUGGUACUACACAAUAUACCCUCCUCAGACCCUCCCCACCCCUUGGAAAUUCCAAUCCCCCUCUGUGAGGGAGGUAUGGAUAUUUUCUGGAACUACAUAAU
Messenger RNA from Actinia tenebrosa (Australian red waratah sea anemone), 1068 nucleotides. RefSeq names its product F-box only protein 21. Gene Ontology annotation, molecular function: DNA binding. NCBI's taxonomy places the organism in Eukaryota, Metazoa, Cnidaria, Anthozoa, Actiniaria, Actiniidae. The record is from RefSeq and is a predicted model, not a curated record.